Pelobates cultripes (western spadefoot toad) is the source of this 28016-nucleotide messenger RNA. The record is from the annotation of a GenBank genome assembly. Lineage: Eukaryota; Metazoa; Chordata; Amphibia; Anura; Pelobatidae.
CUGAGUUUGUAGCCGUGUUUUAUUGGUGUUGUGGCAAGAUGUCCGCCCUGAGUAAAGAUGGCGGCGUUUUCACCAACUGUACAGAUCCAGAAUCGUCUGCAGGAAAGCCCCCCCCUCUCUCUUUAAAGGAAGGGAAGAACUUCGUUGGAGGGAACCUAGGUUCCGGAAGGAUAUGGCUUUCAGUUCUCUGACAACACUUAAACACGGUAGUAUAGUUUAUCUGGCGUAAUUUAAUGCUGUAAUAUGAUGUCAGUUGGGUGUAGAACUUACAUUCUUCUAUACACUCUUCUUUUUAGCAUCCAGAGUGAUUGUUUGUCGAUUGCCAACUAGCUCCUCGGCGGUGUGCAGUGAGUUAGUCCUUCAACUCAUGUUUUUCUAGGUUUUAAAUCAAUCCGACCAUUUGUUUCUUAAACAGUUUUAUGGCACAGCAGCAGCAGUAAAACAUCAGCUUGGGGGUGCAUAAAGGAAGAUUUUGUUUUCGUGUUAAAACCCGGUGUAUUUGUGGGAAGACGUUUUGAGAAGCAAUUGUCAUAGCAAAGCGUUCAGUUUCUUAACAUUUACAAAAGUCAGAUUGGGGAAAAACUGUAGGCUCACAACGUUUUCACUUUUGUUACCUUGGCCUACAAAUUGAAAUUCUCCUUGAUUUCUUGACAGUACAUACUUUAGCCAAUAACGAUUUGAAUAUAACCAUUUUUCACCUAAAAAACAUGAUAGUUAAUGCAUUGCUAAACACAAAUACACACACCAGUCGAGCCAUAAGAUUUUUUUCCCCGACAGAAAUCUCACUUUAACAGUGCUCUCAUUACUGUAGGGGAUUCUGGGUAGGUAUAUGCAAAUGAGCUCAACAAAGAACCACUUUUUUGUCUCAUAAUUCCACUUUAUACAUGGAUUACUUGGAGUAGAUAUCUGCUCUAUUCAACAGCUUUAAGCACAAUUAGGGAAGAGGAGCAAAGCCAGUGAACAAUUCCUGUAUGAGGUUCUUUGUUGAGCUUAGUUGCAUACGCCUACCCAGAAUCCCUUGCAGUAGUGAGAACACUGUUAAAGUGAGAUUUCUGUGGGAAAAGCAAGUCUUAUGGCUUGACUGGUGUGUAUUUGUGUUUAGUAAUGUAUUAACUAUUUAAUGUGUGUGGUUUAAAAAAUUUGUAUCUUGUAAUACUUUUUUUUUUUAAUGGACUAACAGAUUGGGUUUUUAAUGACAAACGUUCGUGAGAACCUCCCUUUCUCAAGUCUGAAGCAUUUCUGACCAAGACGACACGUAGAAUUUAAGAUCAGACCGAUUUAAUGGAACAUAGACACCAUUCUUGCAGAGGGUCAUAAAUAUCUUAUGUGAAGCACAGAGACACACACACUUUUUUUUUUCUCUUCUUCUUCUUCUCUGCAAGAUUCUCCCAAUACUUUUGAUGGUCUUAAUUAAUUUUUACACUACAUCUCUUAGUGACCUGGUUAUUUUCUUAGAUUUAAAAAGCAAUCCAUAAACACUUAGAUUUAUCUCUUCACAACUGAUCUCUCCCUCCUUUGUAAUUGCCUUUAUUUUGUCUGUAAUUAGAUGUCUUACAAUUUAUUAAUUUUUUUUUUUCUAUAUCCUAACUUCUCCUUUUACACAAUGCAGAUAUUCCACUUGUACCAAACUCCAUGUAGGUUUUUAAAAAAAAAUAAAUAAAAAAAAACCCCACAAAGCAUCAUAACCAAAACUAUUUACUCAAAGCACUCCUUAUCCCCUUAAUGAUGGGGAAACCCUUAAGGACGAGUGACUGACCGUGAUCGCGGGGUUAACAGUUCUCCAGUCUGCCUCUGUAUUAGAGGCAGACCGGGAGCACCCGAUCUCGCUGCCCCAGCACUGGUGCCUGUCAGAGCGAGCACAUGUGCUCAGUAUACUCACCAUCCUCCUCCCUGCACUUCCUGGUUCUGUGUGAAGUGCAGGGAGACAGAUCAUCACUGAUCUUGUCCCUGUUAGAAAAAAUAAAGUUAAUUUAAAAUCCCACCCCUCUUUACCCAUUUUAAUAAAAAAUUAACCCCUUCCCUGCCAAUUGAUCACUGACUACAGUGAUCAAUUGGCAGGGAUUGUAUUUUACUACCUUUUUUCUUUUUAUUUUUUUUCUUCAGGGGUUAAAUUUAUUUUAUUUAAAUAUUUUAAAAUUAUAAAUUUAGCUAGCUGGGGUGGGUGGAAGUUAGUGGGGAAUUGGGAGAUUUGGUGUUAGGCUAACUAGGGGUUAACGUUAAAAGUUUUAAAAUAAGCUUUAAAAAGUUCAAAAUUAAGUUAAAAAGUUUUUUUAAUAACGUUUAAGCAAAAAAUAAAAAAAACCCCGUUUAGCCAGUCCAAAUAAAAAUUAACCCCUUCCCUGCCAGUCGAUCACUGCCUACAGUGAUCAAAAUACAGAUUACAGUAUUAUACUGUGAUCUAACUUUUUUUUUUUUUAACUUUUAAUUUUUAACCCUCAGGGGUUCAAUUUAUUUAACUAAUUUAAAUAUUUUAUAAUUAUAUAUUUUGCUAGCUGGGGUGGGUGGGAGUUAUGGGAAAAUGGGGAAUUUACGGUUAGUGCUGCUUACUGCUAGUUAGUGGUUAACGGUAAAAAAAAAAAAAACUUAGAAAAAUGUUAAAUCUGAAAAAAAAAUAAUAUUUAGGAAAGUUUAAAAAAAUUAAUAAGCAAAACAAGUUUAAAAACUAGUUUUUAAAAAGUAAAAAAAAAAAAAAUACAUUUUAAAAACGCUCAUUACCGCUGGGGGCGGAGCCAGCUUCCGAGCAGGAUAGACGCUCAGCACUACUGCUCCGGGCACCGAGCCGAAAAAACGUUGCCCAGAGACAAUAAACACCGACUCACCGGCGCAAUAAAGACAGAGCACGGACUCCCUGUGUCAUGGGGAAGAAAUCCAAAAAACAGAGGGCAGAUCCGAGCACAGGAUCUGGAGAUAUCGGAGCUUUUCUCCGCGCAGCCACGCGGCCGGCAAAUCCCAAGAUGGCGCCGGAGGCCUACACCUCCCAAUCCUCGGACGAGGAUAGCCACUACACUGAACACUCCAUACUGAGCCAAGGGCGCCAGGCACCUCAGAGACCCCAGGAUCAGGGAGACUCAGCACCCGCUACCAAAGCGGAUAUCAAAGCCCUGGUUAAAGAAAUCAAGACCAUGUUUCAGGCAGAUAUGGCACUGGUGAGGGAGGAUAUUGCUGUGCUAACAAACAGGGUGACAGCAGUGGAAGAGGGCACAAAAGGUACAACGCUGGCGCAAAAUGCCACAGAUGCUGCACUGAACGCCUUGCGCAAGCAGUGUGCCGACCAGCAAGCACAACUGGCGGACAUGGAAGAUAGGCACAAGACGCGGAACCUGAGGGUCCGGGGAGUACCGGAGACAAUCUCUGGCACUGAACUGCCACAUUUCUGCCGACGGCUUAUAGCCACACUGCUGACACCACGGCAAGCGAAACAGGUAAUGAUCGAUUCCUGCUUCAGGCUCUCCAGGGCGACCUCUACGCCACGAGAAGGAGCUAGCGACGUCCUGAUAAAAUUUGUGAGAGACUCUGACAGGGGAAUACUUAUGGGGGCCACAAGAGACACUCCCACAGUGCCAUUUGAGGGGGCACAACUAGCUUUUUACAGAGACUAUUCAAGACACACUAUACAAUGGAGGAAAUCUUUCCGUCAGGUUACACAACUACUACGGGAUCAAGCCAUCCCCUACAAGUGGGGCCCACGCAGACUACAGGCGGACAAGGCAGGCGUGACACACAAGCUAUCACACACUGCUGAAAUACCAGCAUUCCUCAGAGCAUUGGGCAUACCGGCGCAGGAAGCACAAGAAACAGCUCGACCACCUUGGACUGUGGCAGAUAUCACCCCCUUCGUGCCCAGAGGAGAAGGCCUACAAGCUGCUACCCUGCCUACUUGAUACAGCUGCAGCCAUGCAAGUUCCACAUAUUUUUACCUGUUGUAGACAACAGGAGCACCAACUAGACCCGGGACUGUUAAUCCCCCUCCUUAGAUAACUUCCUCCCACUGGCUCCGUAAGCUACGGCUCAGGUUCUAUGACCAAGUUAAUCUCCCUCCCCCUUUUUAUUGUAUUUUGAGUGCACAAAGCAGAAUUAAUAUUGCCUGUAUCCCUCACACUCGAUAAGCGAAUACAGCCUUUUUACAAAAUCAUAGCAUUAAGCCCUAUUCACAGGUCCGGCAGGACCCAUGCCAUAUACCCACACAUUUAGACGUGCCUUAAGUCCACGCCACAUAUACCAUGCCACUACUAAGCCUAUGGGCACCCACAGCUCUGACCGAGCCCCACUAAGCAGGUCACCCUCCCUGAUGUGCCAUUCGUUAAUGCCACACGUAAAUCCACACAAACGAGCUUCAGGGCACUCACCGCCAUAGGAAAGGAGCCCCCCCAACACAUCACCACUUCCCCGCGAGAGUACAGGCGAGAGAGGGCUGUAAAAGCUAUUCGAAACUUAAAAAUGGAUAUUUCCCGCAACAUGUUGACAUUACUGUGUGAUUUGUUCAUUAUAUUGCCAAACAUGUAAUAUUGUAAACAACAUGCUUUAUCCACAAAAAUAAAGAAUUAAAAAAAAACAAAAAAACGCUCAUUACCAAUACACCUGGAAUAAACUAGAGAAAAAAUGAUCCCACGCCAAAGUUCAAAAUAUACUUUUUGAAUUACCCCAGGGUGUAUUCUUUAAUAAAUAGUAUGUGUUUUGUGGGGAAGUUUCAAUAACCAACCAUCUAAACUACUCCAAAUUGGAACAUGGACACAGCGUAAAACUUCAAAGUUAGAAAAAACUCAAUGGCUGUGUCUCAAAUGUGCCAUUUCAACGUCCACAUAUACCUGGCAAAGGUACAUACGGGGGUAUUGCUGUACUCAGAGCACAUAGCUGAGCAACAUAUUAAGUAUUAUACAGUCGUAGCACACAUAAGAUUUGCAAAAUAUACUGUUCAAACUCACUUUGUGUGUCAAAAAGGCAGAAAAAUGCUUAUUACCACUACACCUGGUACAAGCUAGCGGAAAAAUGAUCCCACGCUAAGGUUCAAAAUGUACCUUUUGAAAUACCCUGGGGUGUCUAAUUUAAGAAAUGUUAGGCCUUUGUGGGGUAGUUUGAAUUUAAAACUUGCGAAAAUGCUUGGAAAUUGCACAUAGGCCCAGCGUCAAAAUUCAAAAUUAUGUAAAAACUGAUAUGGUUUGGUCUUCUAUAUGGCACUGUAACUUCACGAAAUAGUGCCAAAGACAUUCAUUGGGGGGUGUCUUUUUACUCAGAAGACUUAGCUGAGCAUAAUUUGGGGGAUUUGAACUUAGUGGCACAUAUGUGGAGUUACAGUGCUGUAAAAGAGACGUGACAAGUUCAGGUUUUUAAGUGUGAAUUUUCAUGGAGGGUUUUGAUGCGUCCGUGUCCUAGAAACAUAGAAUGUGACGGCAGAUAGCCAUUCGGCCCAUCUAGUCUGCCCAAUUUUCUAAAUACUUUCAUUAGUCCCUGGCCUUAUCUUAUAGUUAGGAUAGCCUUAUGCAUAUUCCACGCAUGCUUAAACUCCUUUACUGUGUCAACCCCUACCACUUCAGCUGGAAGGCUAUUCCAUUCGUCCACUACCCUCUCAGUAAAGUAUUCCUUCCUGAUAUUAUUUUUAAACCUUUUGUCCCUCUAAUUUAAGACUAUGUCUUCUUGUUGUUGUAGUUUUUCUUCUUUUAAAUAUGGUCUCCUCCUACUGUGUUGAUUCCCUUUUAUGUAUUUUAAUGUUUCUAUCAUAUCCCCCCUGUCUCGUCUUUCCUCCAAGCUAUACAUGUUAAGAUCCUUUAACCUUUCCUGGUAAGUUUUAUCCCGCAAUCCAUGAACCAGUUUAGUAGCCCUUCUCUGAACCUCUCUAAGGUAUCAAUAUCCUUCUGAAGAUACGGUCUCCAGUACUGUGUACAAUACUCCAAGUGAGGUCUCACCAGUGUUCUGUACAAUGGCAUGAGCACUUCCCUCUUUCUACUGCUAAUACCUCUCCCUAUGCAACCAAGCAUUCUGCUAGCAUUUCCUGCUGCUCUAUUACAUUGUCUGCCUACCUUUAAGUAAUCAGAAAUAAUUACCCCUAAAACCCUUUCCUCAUAUGUUGAGGUUAGGACUCUAUCAAAUAUUUUGUACUUUGCCCUUGGGUUUUUACGUCCAAAAUGCAUUAUCUUGCACUUAUCGACAUUAAAUGUCAGUUGCCACAAUUCUGACCAUUUUUCUAGUUUAACUAAAUCAUUUGUCAUUUGGCUUAUCCCUCCUGGAACAUCAACCCUGUUACAUAUCUUAGUAUCAUCAGCAAAAAGACCUACCUUACCAUCAAGACCUUCUGCAAUAUCACUAAUAAAAAUAUUAAAGAGAAUGGGUCUAAGUACAGAUCCCUGAGGUACCCCACUGGUGACAAGUCCAAGUGUCCCACUUUGGAGUACUUGAGCAGGCUACAUAUUACAACUACACCAUAAAGGCAUACCAUUUCUUAAAGAACACAUCCCAGGGUAUUUCAAAAGGCCUAUUUGAACCUUAGUGUGGGAUCAUUUUUCCGCUAGCUUGUACCAAGUGUAGUGGUAAUAAGCAAUUUUUUCUGCCUUUUUUUGACACACAAAGCGAGUUUGCGCAGUAUAUUUUGCAAACCUUAUGUGUGCUAUGACUGUAUAAUACUUCAUAUGUUGCUCAGCUAUGUCGGCUGAGUACAGCAAUACCCCCCGUAUGUACCUUUGCCAGGUAUAUGUGGACAUUGAAGGGGCACAUUUGAGACACAGCCAUUCCAGUUUUUCUCAAACUUAAAAUUUUUACGCUGUGUCCAUGUCCCAUUUUAGAGUAUUUUACAAGGCUAUAUAAUCCAAUUACACCAUAAAGGCAUACCAUUUCUUAAAGAAGACAUCCCAGGGUAAUUCAAAAGGCAUAUUUUGAACCUUAGCGUGGGAUCGUUUUUCCGCUAGCUUGUAUCAAGUGUAGUGGUAAUAAGCAUUUUUUUUUUUUAAAUGUAUUUUUGACUUUUUAAAACCUGUUUUUUUAAAUUUUUUUUUUUAACUUAUUAAAUGUUUUACACUUUCUUAAAGGACCACUAUAGUGCCAGGAAAACAUACUCGUUAGUUCCCUGAGGGUGCCCCCACCAUCAGGGACACCCUCCCGCCGGGCUCUGGGGAGAGGAAGGGGUUAAACACUCACCUUUCUCCAGCGCCGGGCGGGGAGCUCUCCUCAUCCUGUCUGCAUCCUCUUCGGCUGAAUGCGCAUGCGUGGCAGGUUGCUGCGUGCGCAUUCAGCCAGUCUCAUAGGAAAGCAUUUAUAAUGCUUUCCUAUAGACGCUUGCGUCUUCUCACUGUGAUUUUCACAGUGAGAAGCACGCAAACGCCUCUAGAGGCUGUCAAUGAGACAGCCAUUAGAGGCUGGAUUAACCCAUUUAUAAACAUAGCAGUUUCUCUGAAACUGCUAGGUUUAUAAAAAAAAUAAAUGGGUUAACCCUAGCUGGACCUGGCAUCCAGACCACUUCAUUAAGCUGAAGUGGUCUGGGUGCCUAGAGUGGUCCUUUAACUUUUUUUUUUUUACACUUCUAAACUUUUAUUUAUUUAUUUAUUUUUUUUUUUUUUUAGUGUUAACCCCUAACUAGCAGUAAGCAGCACUAACCGUAAAUUCCCCACCUUACCCACUCAGCUAGCAAAAUAUAUAUAUAUAUAUAAUUUUUUUUUUUUAAUUGAAUAAAUUGAACCCCUGAGGGUUAAAAAAAUAAAUAAAAGUUAAUCCUCAGGUUAAAAGAAAUUAAAUUACAGUAUAAUACUGUGAUCUGUAUUUUGAUCACUGUAGGCACUGUGAUCAACUGGCAGUAAAGGGGUUAAUUUUAAUUUAAACUGGGUAAAGGUUUUUUUUUUUAAAACUUUUUUUUAAAGUUUACCCCUAAUUAGCCUAACACCAAAUUCUCCACUAACUUCCACCCCUCCCAGCUAGCUAAAUAUAUAAUUUAAAAUAUUUAAAUUAAUAAAAUAAAUGUAACCCAUGAGGGUUUUAAAAAUUUUUUAAAAAAUAUCAAAUGCAUACCUUGCCAAUUGAUCACUGUAGAGCGUGAUCAAUUGGCAGGGAAGGGGUUAAUUUUUAUUAAAGCAGGGGAAAGGGUGGGGGUGGGAUUUAACUUUUUUUUUUUUUUUUUUUUUUUUUUUUCUUUACACAGGGAGAAGAUCAGCAGCACUGAUCCGUCUCCCUGCACUUCACACAGAACCCGGAAGUGCAGGGAGGCGGAAGGUGAGUAUACUGAGCACAUGUGCUCGCUCUGACAGCCUGUCAGAGCGAGCACCGGUGCUGGGACAGCCCGAUCCUAUUAAACCUGCCUCCUAGUCUUUUUUUUAAGAAGUCACUGGAAAUAAUCUCUUUGUCAUCUUGGGUGACUUUCUUUUCUCAUUGUAGUCUCUUCCUCAUCCUUCUAUAAAUAGUUUGUGUUUCCACACACCACUCUUCCAAGCUUAACUAGGAAAGGCUGUCUUUUCUGUCAAUAUCUCCAACUUAUUCCUCUUAAUAAAUCCCUUCUAGACUGUAAGCUCAAACAAGCUAAUAUUUAAUUGUCUGGUGCUGGAGCACAAAGCAAUAAGAGAGAGCACCCUCCCAUCUAUCCAACAGUGGGGGUUGCAACUAUGACACUAUAUAUAAAAGAGAUGUGUGGUUUGUUUGUGUUUUCAUUUUAUAUAAAGUAAAUGUGAGAAAGCAGGAACACUAUGUAUGUACAUUUAUACUCUAGCACUUAUAAAGGACUAACAAAUCUUAGUGAUCUGCAAUAUGCCAGCACACGAGCGAAAGAGUGAAUUGAGAUGAGUACUUUGUUUAAAACUUCAAGUGCUACAAGUAGAGAAUUGUGAAAUAUAGAUAUUUCAUUAAUGUUAAUUAUUUUUAUUUGUAGAUUUGACAUGAAAUAAAUUUGGAAUAUCUUAUGAAAAUGCCACCAAUACAGUGGCUCCAGUUGCCACAAGAAGUCCUUCUACACAUCUUUACAUUCCUAUCUCCAACUGAAAAGGCAAAUGUGCGUGCAACAUGUACUUACUUGCGGACGCUGGUGGACCAUCCAUCUUUAUGGAAAAACAGUAUAAUAGUUUUCAAAAGUAUAGGAAUUUAUAAUGCAAGAUUCUGGGACACUCUUCAGAACCGUAAGAUCUGUUCAGUUGAAGUGAGCAAGGUGACACUAAAACAAUUUAAAAAGAUGGCCUGUUCACUCCCAGAUAUUACCAAUGUUCGAAUGGACUCCUGUUUGAAGGGGGAGAUCCUGCAAGGACUGCAACCACUUUUAAAUCUCAAGCAGUUACAGUUGUCUGACUGCUCCAAUGUGACAGACCAUGAUCUAUUUACAGAAAUUGUUUUUUUCCAACAGCUUACACAUUUGUCAUUAUGCAGAGUGACUUUUUCAAGUGUUCUUCCACUAACCAGCAUUGUUUUACUGCAAAACUUGUAUUCCUUGUCACUCCAUUCAAAAGAAGGCAUUGUACCUGAAAGGGCUUUACAAUAUAUUUUGUUUCGAUUACCAAAACUCAGAGAGUUAUCGCUUGCUAUUGGAAAUAUGAAUAAAUGGAAGCUUUCUUUGUGCUUCAACAUGCCUGAUAACUUUGUUUCUGCUUUUGAAGGUGAGUUUGGACUUGCAUGUGCAGGCUUCUUUUCCUUUUCAAUUAAUGUCAGGGAACAUGUGUCCGACCAGUUUUUAUGCAAAGGAUGAAAUCUAGUGGUAUUCCUACAAUUUGCAAUUUGUUUAAGACCUCAGUGUUGUGCUGUCCUUGGGGGAUAUAAUAGAAACAUUUAAAGCGGCACUGUCAUGGCCGAAUCCUUUAUUUUUUUUUUUUUUUUUUUUUCUCACGACUCCACUACAUCUACCCCGCCCCCUCCCCCUGAUUGUCCAUUAUUGCCUCCACCCACCGCUCAGGGGUGGGGGCCAAUAGGUUUGCUUUUGGGGGUUUUUUUUGGUGGUGUGUGUGGGUGUUGGUUUUAUUUAUUUUUUUAUUUUUUUUUGUGAGCAGCUACUGGCUGCUCACUGUUUACUAGACAUGCCCCUACUCGUGGUAUAGUGAGUAGGGGCAUAAUUUACUAAUACUAAGUAAUCUUUUGGAAGACAGCUCCCUAAUACCAUGGGAAUUAGGGAGUUAUCUACUAAGCGGCUGCAAGAUGCAGCCGCGGCAAUGAAUAGGGUCGGAGUUUAAUUCAUUCGAAUGAAAUUCCGAUACGAACAAAGUGCCGAAUUGAGCUCUAAAACAAACGAACAUACUGUUCUCCAUUGAGUUAAAAUGCAAUUCGGCAGUUUCGUGUAAAAUGACAGGAAGCAUCGCGGGAACACGGGGGAAAGGUAAGAAUUGCAGGAAAAUUGCACUGACCAGCAGAAAUGAAGCACACUUUGCACCUCCGCUGGUCAAGUGGAGGAAACCUCCAUAAGGCAAAGAGUCCCUACUUUCUUAUGACUUUAAAGAAAACUAAAGAAGACAGGAAGAAAAGAAUAACAGAUCCUGAGAGAGGGGGAGAAGAGGAAGAAAUUGAGGAAAGGUAAGUUUGGCAUGACAGUGCCGCUUUAAAUACAUAGAGAAUAAACCGUAAAAGAGGAGACUAUAUUUAAAAGAGGAAAAACUACAACAACAAGAGGACAUAGUCUUAAAUUAGAGGGGCAAAUGUUUAAAAAUAAUAUCAGGAAGUAUUACUUUACUGAGAGGGUAGUGGAUGCAUGGAAUAGCCUUCCAGCUGAAGUGGUAGAGGUUAACUCAGUAAAAGGGUUUAUAGGGAUAGGCAUAAGGCUAUCCUAACUAUAAGAUAAGGCCAGAGACUAAUGAAAGUAUUUAGAAAAUUAGGCAGACUAGAUGGGCCGAAUGGUUCUUAUCUGCCAUCACAUUCUAUGUUUCUUUUAGUUGGUUUAUAGCUGUUACUGCAUUGUAUAAUCCAUUAAGUGCUCUUCUGAAAGUAGUGUUAAUGUAAGAAUUUUAUUGAAAGCUGUUGGCUACUUCCUAAUUGGGUAGAGUUCAUUGCUAGAAAAACUCACAGGACUUGCUUUGACCUCUGCUUAAACUAGGAUGGGCAAGUAUUUUAAAGAAGUGUAUUUUCCAUACAACCAAACCAUAACAAAUUGGUAGAUGCCCUUUCCUCUCAGAAGACAGGUAGCAUAUGGUGGGGUGGGCACUAAAUGCGGUCCUCUCCUAGCCAUAUUAAGGGCAACUACACACUUGACUCCACGGGGUUUCUCUGUCCUCAGGGCUGGUAGCAAUGUUCUCUGUCUGGCCUUUGAAGAAAAGGUUAGACUCUUAAUGUUUUCGUGUCUUGGUUAGAUGUGGUGAGGGGGAUGUGGCCCAUCAGCUUGUGUUCUUGUUUGUAGCGUUACUUACCUUAACCGGGGGCCGGUCGCGGUCCUCUCUUCAAGCCGCGCGCGGUCCUGCGGCUGCACGAGCCGCGCGCGGCUAAUCUGACUGCUUUAGAUGGAAGGCGGGCAGUGACCGCGUGAAGCGGUCACGUGUCCCGCCUGAAACUAAGAGCGCGCCGCGAGUCUCGGGCGCGCUCUUAAAGAGACAGUGGGAGCCUAAUUGCCAAAAGGCUCCCAUUGGCUCCUGUCAUACCACACUCCCUAUACAAUUACCUUUUGUGGGUGUGGAAGUGACAGGAGCCAAUCACUUUCGUUUAAAAGCUAUUUAAACUUACCUUUUUCCCUUAGCUCGUUGCCCUAUCGUGGUUUCUGUUUCAGUUCCCUUUAGCGCUUGUGGUGUUCAGUUGUGUUUUCUCGUAUUGACUUUGGCUUCGUAUUCUGACUUCGUUUUCGCUUUAUCCUUAUCUGUACUGUUUGCCGGCUUGCUGUUUUCCGUGUACCAGACCCCGGCUUGUCCUAGUUUACGCUGUCUCUCUGUGCCCUUGACCUCGGUUUGUUCCUGGCUCUGUCUCCUCUCAUAUACGUCGAGUCCGGCCAUUCUAAGGUCCGGUAGACGUAUCUCUCCUCUGUAUUGGCUUCUGUUUAGCUGGAUCCUGCGUGUAGGGGUAUAUUCUCGUUACAUUGUUAUAGUCUGUGGGACACAUUCCAGGCUCCUGCGUUCCACUCCUAGACCAUCUGAUGGAAGUGGUUUGGGUGCGGUGUCCCUGUCCCCUUAACCCGGCAGCUGAAAACAUUGCAGUUUUAAAGAAACUGCAAUUUUUUUUCAUUACAGGGAUAAUACAUUGUAGCGGAGUAGCAGUAUUAAGAUUAAUAUCUCAGCUGGUAGACUUAAAUAAUAUCCAAGAGAGGCGUAGCUCGGCAAUCCCAUCCAAAUGCCCAAAUAAGAUGAUACACAGCUUUGGGAGUCAACAGUUUUUUGUUUUUUGUUUUUUUUUUUUAUUGAGCCACAGCUGGCUUUUAUAAAAUUCCCCAUGCAAGGGGUUUCCUUAAUUACAUUCCAUGGGUUUUCCCCUGGUGGGGACAGGAAGCAAAGACACAUUUCCCAGACUCCUUUUCUGUACUUGGAAGAUAAUUGUGUAAGGACAAUUCUUUAAUUAGAUUAUCUCCCAAGUACAGAAAAUUUAAACAAUAUUUUUAAACCAUCAUAACUCCUAUAAUAUUAGUCAGGACGCCACAAACACUUCACCGUGUAGCAGGGAUCUGAGCGCCCAAUCUGUCGAAAUACUGCUCAGAUCAGUUCGGUAGAAAAGGAAUGCCAUUCGAGUAAAGUUUUUAGACCUGUCAGCCACAAGGCGAAGCCCUGAUACCGUUCCAUGUGGUUGUAUGCUUUGACCAGUCUUCUUUGGGAGUAUUCACUAUUAAACUAACGAAACGGCUAUCUUUACAUUAGGGUUAAUUCAGCCUCUAGUGGCUGUCUCAUUGACAGCCGCUAGAGGCGCUUCUCACUGUGAUUUUAUUUUAUUUUUUCACUGAAUGCAUUCCCAUGGACUGGCUGGCUGCGCGCGGCUCUUGCUGCGCAUUCAGCCAGGGACAUCAAAAGAGGGAGGAGAGUCCCCAGUGCGGAUGGAGCCCGGGACUGGAAAAAAAGGUAAGGGAUUAACCCCUUCCUCCCCCUUCAGCGCCACGGGAGUGGGACCCUGAGGGUGGGGGCACCCUCUGGGCACUAUAGUGCCAGGAAAAACUGUUUUCCUGGCACUAUAGUGGUCUUUAACAGAAACCUGGCUCUCCCCCUCUGACACUGCUACUCCUGCAUCUUUAUGCUUUGGUGGUCUUCAACUUACCCAUAACCCAAGACCCUCUGAAUGUAAAGGUGGUGCUGUAGGGCUUCUCCUCUCACCUCACUGCUCCUUCAAACCUCUACCCACUCCCACAUUAACCUAUCUUUUGACCUCGGCAACCUCUAAACUACUUGAAUUACUUCCUCCCUCGGUCUAUCGCAGUCGGCUCAUUCUUUUACCCAUGUAGCUGGCAAUACCCUCAACCUAAUCUUCUCUUAUGCAUGUACAGUAUCUGCAACACUCCAUUUCCUCUCUCUGAUCAUCACCUCUUAUCAUUUGCUCUCGAGUACCCCCUCACCCAACAACCUCAGCCUAAACCCUCUCAACCUUAAUUCUAUUAACCUCCAGCAGCUGUUAGCUGAUGUUGAUUCACAACUGUUAUCCAUCCUUUCCCUCACUGGCCAUCUCCACAUAUAACACUACCCUCACCUCUGCAGCCCCACUCCAGACAUGCACCUCGAGGAGAGUGCGCCCCCAACAGUGGCAUACUAAAUUAACACGCUACCUGCAAUGAUGAUUUGCACCCAGUUAGACUUUCUCCAUCAUAGAUUCAUAUUGUGUUCAUACAGCACAGCCAUUGCCCUCCCCAAACAGUCAUACUUUUCCUCUCAUUAGUUCAUGCGCCCGCAAUCCCAGGCGUUUUUGACACUUUUAAUUUUCCUAUUCGCCCUGCUGUGGCUACCCCCCAAACUAAUCUUACAGCCGAUAGCAUUGCAUGUUACUUUACCGACGAGAUUGAACAGCUUAGGAAAUAAUUCUUCCCAACCCUGCCUUUCUCUUUCUCAAUAACCCGUAGAUUAUGCCUUUCCUACCCUUCAGACUUUCUCCCUGGCUACUGAACAAGAGGUGACUGCGCUUCUCCUUUCCUCUCGCCCCACCGCUUGCCCAUUCGAUCCUAUCCCAUCUCAUCAGAUCUUUCUCCCCUUGUCUUGCUCCUUCCUUAACACACAUAAACUGCUCUCUCUCUCUUCUGGCGUUGGCAAAAACGCAAGGUGCUUCUGCACAGCACCGAAAUGCACGUCAGGCGUUUGUCUCGGUCUUUAGGGACAUUACACGCUUACUCACUAUGUGACACUGUAUCAUUUCACGGUUAGGUGGUGUUUUCAUGUUAAGUAGAUAGUGUGCCUACCACUAGCAAGAUUGAGUAACCAUAUUGGGAUAGACAGACAUUGUUUCAUUAUUACAUACAAUGUUGCUUUUUGUACCACCAGACUAACAAGACUGUGGUUACAUACUAUCGGUCUCUCUCCUUCAUUGUUCCUUUGGGGAUUUAAGAACUAUUUACUCUAUGCCGUGGGCAUUCUAAGCUCCACGAUAUCUGUUUCAUAGUUUCACUAUUAGUUGCUCAUCUAUAGCCUCUAUCUAUCUAUUUUAUUCUGUUGAAUGUAUAACUCAUUUCUAUCUAUUUUUGAUGUACCUAGGGCAUCAUAGGAUAUAGUAUAUGUUGGGAUUACUCUAACAGAAUACAUAUACAGUAGAGGCUUUCUUGUAGUGGGAGUCAUAUUUUUAUUUUUUUUUAACCUUUUUUUUUUUUUUACCUUGGUUCCCUGCUUGAUAUAUUCUUUAUUAUGUCAAUACUGCAGUGGUAAUAUUGAGCCUGAUUUAUUAAAGCUCUUAGUAGCUGCGUAUAGUAUUGCUUAGAAAGUAUUUGAUAUUUUACUAUCAUCCAGGGUUUAUUUAUGUACUUUCUAUCUACUUUUUUUUUAUUUUUAUUUUUUUGAUAUAAAGGGAUAUUUAGCCUCGUUUUAACAUACGAAUCGAUUUGAUUUUUUUCUAGACUACUUUAUCAUUUCCAGGUAUACACAGUUGACUAGAUCCGUUUUAAAACGGGUGUAUACUCUGUUUUUCCUUGUUGUUGACUCUCAGAUAUAUCUCUCCCCUGCCGUCUUGCAACAUGUCAUUGCUUGCCUUUCUUCCAUCUCUGACUGGAAGUCCUCCCGCUCUCUAAAACUGAGCUUCUUGUCUUUCCUCCUCCUAUUAUUGAUCCUCCUCUUUCGCUCUCCCUUAAAGUUAGUGGUAUCCACAUAAGUCCAUCCUUGCAAGCGCACUGUCUUGGCGUCCUACUUUAUUCUGGCCUCACCUUUGAGCCCCACAUCCAGUGUGUUGCCAAAUCUUGUAGAUUCCAUCUUAAAAACAUUGCUCGCAUCCGCCCCUUUCUUACACAUGAUGCUACCAAGGAGCUUGUCCAUGCUCUAGUAAUUUCCUGCAUGGAUUAUUGUAACUCUCUCUUAAUUGGUCUUCCCAAAGGCCGUAUUGCCCCGCUACAGUCUGUAAUGAAUGCUGCCGCCAGACUUUUUUUUUUAUUUUUUUUAUUUUUUUUUAAAUUUAUUUAUUUAUUUUUCUUCCUCUCUAGUCUGUUCUUACAUUGGCUUCCUGUAUCCUAUAGGAGUAGGGGUCGACCGAUUUUAUCGGUUUUGCUAUUUCCUGUCAUAAUGUGUUUUAUACCCCACUUCCUAUAGACUGUAAGCUCAUUUGAGCAGGGUAGUUUUCAACCUAUCGUUCCUGUAAGUUUUCUUAUAAUUGUCCUAUUUAUAGUUAAAUCCCAUAUAAUAUAAUAUGGACAGUAGGUGAAGAGGACCAUGUUUAAAUAUCCUAAUUUGUAUUGGAUUAUCAUCACAUCCUCUGCAAAAAGGCAUUUAGUGAAAUAAAAUCCCUUUACCAUCGACAAUAUGAAUCUAAUUAAAAAUUAGCAGCAUCAAGAUGUGACUUGUGGAUUUUGGUUCUAGUUUGACUACUAACUUCUUAAAACUGAAAUUCCUUGGGUUGGGAGGCAUGACCUUCUCAUAGAAGAGCAUUGGGCAUCUGAUGUACAUCCAAGCUAUCCCUAUUGGAGAUUGUGUCCGUUUUACUCUGGUGGACUUAUAAAACUUUUUUUUUUUUUUUUUUUGUAGAUAUAUUUCUUAUGAAUGCAUGUAUGUAUUGGUGAUUUAUAUCUUAAGUGUUUCGAAAAAGUUUCCGUUCUCAUAAACUGCAGCCUUUGCAAGCCUUCUCCUUUUUUUUCCUAGAAGAGACUCAGUCUCUUCAUGGGAAAAUAACUUAUGCCUCUAAAUUGGUGCAAGUCUGCUCUGAGGUCUGAGGAGCUGGUCGGAGGUCUAUGUGGGGAGAGGAGGCAGUCAUGCUCAAUGAGAGAUUGUCUACCACUCCCAUUAGCUCAGGGGAGCCAACGAAAGAAGGCUGCAUACCUCCCUGUCUGUGUUACCUAGUUAAUUUAUAGUUUAAGUUCUGAUUUCUUAUAUAAAUCUGUCUUCUUAUAAACUAGGGUUAAACUAGGAUAUUCUGCAGUUUGUAAACCCUUCUAAUGAAUGUAAGCUAUUAUUAAUAACAAUGGUAGUUCCUUCCUUGAAGGAAUAUAUUUUUUUUUUUCAGCAUAUUUUUAUUGUUCUCUUCAAUAUUUUAAGAUAAACCCUGUAUUCCAAGGCUUCAACUCCACAAGCUUGAGUUGAUGAAUUGUGGCUGUGCGGGCCUCUCAACCAACGCUCUCAACCAGUUAUCUACUCUCAAAAGUGUGUGUUUGAGGCACUUCAAAUAUCUGCAGCACGAAGACUUCAUAGAAACCAUACUCUUGAAGUUACCAAACCUAACCGAACUGAAACUUGAAUGUAAGUCUUAAUCAUAAUCUGAUUUAUUUUGAAAGGCCUUUUUCAAAUAUGGGACUUGCUCAUUCUUAAUUUUUUAAUUUUUUUUUCUCUGGUUUGCUGGGACUAACCUGUCUUUGAGCAGCCCAGAAAAGAGAAUUUACCUCCCGUGAUGAUAUACAAUUUGCAAAAGGUGCAGGGUAUUCAAAAUGUGUUAGUUGAGUUGUUUGGUGUAGCCCACUUUUUCUUCAUCCCCUGACCUUGGCCUGUAUAAUAUGCCAAUUCUAUGAAGCCAGGAAUCUAGAAUAACUAGUUGGUCAAUCAUGCAACUCAAUAGUUUUUAGCUCUGUAUGGUAGACUCUAAAACAGUCUCUUAACAUCCAGAAGCUCACUGAACGACUAUUAACAAAUCAGGAGCUAAAAACUAAACAGGCUGUGUGAAAAAGGAUAUUUAAAUAUUUGUAUUCCUUUACAGGAUGUGUUUAUGGAAGUUGUGACUAGAACUGCAUAAACACAAAGUUCAACAUUUUACACUUGUGUUCCGGGUUUAAACACCUCUCUACUUUCAUAUAUUUAGGGAAGUGUAGCCUUAUUAUGCUACAUACUUGUGGCAGAACCACUGCUUGUUGGGGGGUGGGUGGGUGUGUGUGUGUGUGUGUGUGUGUUUUUUUUUGUUUGUAUGUUAUACCCCACGCACUGUUGGGGAGCGCUCCUAUGAAAAUAACUUCUUUGUCUCCCGAACGGGGACCCCAAUAUUCCAUUUAGAAUGUGAGUUAGAACAUUCAAAUAGAAAAUCUGCACUCUCAACAUACAUGUAAACCACAAGGAAAGCAAUUAAUGAGCGCUCCCCUGGGUGGCCGCCAUUUCAUAUAGACGAGCGCCAAGCAGGGGGAGCGUUCGUACCCCAGAUGGAGAGGCUUCCCUUCCAGGUUUCCGCACAGGAAUCGAAAGAACGGAUACAAUAUUUAAGUCUUGUAAACCCGCCCUUCCCAACCUGUGGUACGCAUAACCCCCAGGGGUACUAACUAUUUUUUCCAGGGGUACAGUUGCACCGGGGUCUACCGGCUGAGGGGGCUCAUUCGGUGGCCCUUGUACUUAGAACAUGUGUCCCCAGGGACCUGAUUAUGCACUGCAGCGAUACCAGGCCCCUGUAAUAUCACAGCGCAGGGAGGAAGAUAGAGCCUGUCCCUUCCUCCCAGAUAGGAGACCGAACUGGAGGGAGAGGAGGCGGGGGUUGGGGGCAGACCGAGAGAGCAGGCCCCUAACUCCUCCCAACAGCCCAGCCAGCAUUAGACACCCUUUUGCACCAAAAAGGUAGGAAACUUGAGGGUGGCUAAAAUUUUGACCUUUUUUUAUGGGUGUCUGUAUUUGUAUGUGUGUCUUGGCAUAUGUCUGUGUAUCUGCAUAUAUGUCAGUGUUUUGCAUCUGCAUGUGUGGCAGUGUUUGUAUUUGCCUGUGUCGGCAUCUGUACGUGUGUAUGAUCCUGCACUCCAUAUAAAAACCUAUUCUAUACCCAGUGCUUGUCAGAAAUGUAGUAGCAAUUAAUCAGAUGGUACUCCCAGGACUUAUUAAAAUUUUCUUAAAUUAUUCCUUUUAUUGCUCAAAAAAUGAAAAUUAAGGUGAAAAAUAGAAAGGAGUACCGGUGAAGCGCUUAUAGGACCACUAUAGUGCCAGGAAAACAUACUCGUUACAAACUUACCUUUUUCCAGCGCUGGGCGGGGAGCUCUCUGCCUCCUAUCCUCCUCCUGGGCUCAAUGUGCACGCGUGGCAAGAGCUGCGCGCGCAUUCAGCCCGUCGCAUCAGAAAGCAUUUACAAUGCUUUCUUAUGGACGCUUGCGUGCUCUCACUGAAAAUCACAGUGAGAAGCACGCAAGCGCCUCUAGUGGCUGUCAUUGAGACAGCCACUAGAGGAAAUAGGGGAAGGCUUAACCCAUUCAUAAACAUAGCAGUUUCUCUGAAACUGCUAUGUUUAUAAAAAAAAAAAAUGGGUUAACCCUAGAAGGACCUGGCACCCAGACCACUUCAUUAAGCUGAAGUGGUCUGGGUGCCUAGAGUGGUCCUUUAAGUGAAAAAAAAAAUAGAUAUGGAAGAAAGUUAACUUUUACCCAAUACUUUCUUUUUACGUUUGCCAAUAGUCUCUUGUUAACCUUUAAGUAAAACAGAAAAAAAUACACAGCAUAGUGCAGAUUGUAUUUUGAAAAUAAAUAGCAACUCACAAUUUUCUGAGCUAUUUUAGCGCCUUAGGAUCCGUAUAGGUGACCCUCUCCCUUCUUCUUUUUUUUUUUUUCUUUAAUCCAGUCCUAUAUGGGUACAGGAGGGGUUAUAUAGUGCAGUACUGUUUGUAUUAUAAAUAAUAUAUGUAAAAUAGUGAAUUAGGUACUCACAAACCCAGAGCCGGUAUACAGGCUCACUUCAGUGAGCAUAUGUGGUUUAAGGAUCACAUUUCUUCUUUAUGUCAGCAGGAAAAAGCCAUAAGUGGAUCAAAAUAUCAACACAACUUAUACCAUAAAAACAUUCAGGUACUCUCCUCCCUCUCUACCCCCCACCCCUGUUGUUGUAAGCAGAGUUGCUUAGAGAUUGCCCAGGCUGGAAUGUGCGCAACUGGUGCCCGUUGUAAGCAUAUUAAUACAUGACUGCCGACUCCAUGACGUCCCCUGGGAUCAUUGCAAUAACAACCCAAAUAAAAUAACGAGUGCUACUGGGCUUAUAACCUGAUUGCGACAUAAUUUGUGGAAGCAUAGUUGGCACACAUAUACAUUAUAUCACUGGCUUGGACCCUCUCUCCUAAUGUCUAGUUUACUGGAACGGCAGAAAUACAUCACUGUGGCUCGAUAUAGUUGCACACCAUCUCCCUGACACUAGAGCUUAAAGCAUGCUGCAUAUACAAGUAGCGACUCUGGCAAAUCUCAUCUUCAAGAAGCUGGUGUGACGAUCAUCUGGCACCCCAAGUGGGUGCCUCCGCCAAUCGAUUCUUCCUAGCUGAGCACCAUCAGCACCGUAGCCCCAAGCCUUAACCGCCGCAGCUUGGCUGGGGUCUAGCCAUCCCUUCCCACCCUGGACCAAAGGCCAAGAGUAUAGCUGUGGUUAAGAGUAAGAGCUAGUGAUUAUAGCCUGUAUAGCUGUUCGCUACAAUCCCGAGACGAGGCUGCGUGUGGAGGGUGAAAAGGAACUGAUUUUAAUUGUGCCACACUUGGCCUUAUAUGACAAUCCCCAUGCAAGGGGUACGCCCCCAUGGACCUUGUGGCGAAAUGAGUUACAAUAUUCACAAUAAGGACAGUAUUUCAUGGCAUACAAUCUCUCCCUUCUCCUGGGAGAUAAUGGAGUCAGAUACUGUAUUUAACCCAAUUAUUUCCAGGCAGAAAAAAAAACACACGUUUCCAAAAGUACCCCAAAACACAAUAUCCCGAUUGCCCUGAUCUGGGUGACCAACAUAUCCAAAAAUCACCCAGAUCAGUUUAGAGGUUCAGGAAUUUUAUGAAAGUAACUAACUUAUUUAACCGACCGCAGGCAUGGUCCCAUGCCCAAAAGCGGUCAGUCUAGUUUGGUAGGUGGAAAACUAACAAACUACUGAACAGAGUCAAUACCCUGGAGCUUGGAGCUUGUUUCCUUCAUCCAGACGAAUGAUCCCACCGAACAGUGCCCUUCAAAGUUGAAUAGAACCGAAACACGGGCGAUGAUGGUAGUCCAGCGUGGUUCGGGAGUUUCUGUAUCCAAUUUUUAGUUCCAAGAGAUUCCUGCCCAAGCACCGCUGCCUACGUUCUUGCAAACAAAAUGGCCGCCACCAGUUGUUCUGGUGCAUAUAAAAGCUCCCUUCAGGCAUUUUCGUGUAAACACGGCCUUUUCAGAGAAAAAGCCGUGUUUACGUUGCCCCUAGGAACACCUCCAAGUGGCGACUCCUUAGAUGGCCACUGGAGGGGUUUCUUUCCUCACUGCUGCACAGUAGGCAGCCCUGCCAUUUAGUGUCCCCACGCUCUGCAUGGAGACGCUGAAUUUUCCUCAUAGAGAUGCAUUGACUCAAUGCAUCUCUAUGAGGAGGUCCUGAUUGCCCAAAACAGCAUUUGGCCACACCCCUGUGCCAAUUUAAGCCAAUUGAAUGCUUUCCCUAUUGCUGCCUAGUAUUUGCAUUGGAUUGGCUAAAAAUAGGCCAUUUUGAUGAUGUUACAAAGGGGGCGAAGCCAUCACAGGCUGACCCGCGCGGCACUGGACAUAAUGUGAGGUUUUUUUUUUUAAUUUUAAUUUUUUUUUUUUUUUUUUUUUUAUAAUGUGGCCUAAGGGGUGGAAGCCACAUAAAUGGUGGGUUUAGCACUAUAGGGUCAGAAAUACAUGUUUGUGUUCCUGACCCUAUAGUGAUCCUUUUUCAACUAAGAAUUGCUUGAUAGAUUUAUAUCUAUCUUGUGUAUUAGUUAAUGGUAAUCUGCGUAUGUCUGGGUAUGUAGUGUUAGGGAUCAACCGUUAUUGAUUUUAUUUAUAUAUAUAUAUAUAUAUAUAUUUUAUUAUUUUUUAUGCCGAUACGAUGCCUAUAAUCUGUUAACUUUCAGGCAGAUAACUUACCGAUAUUCUGUCCAUUUACUGUUUUGAAAAGACUAUUUCUACACAAAUCUGUUAACUGAACAAAUUUUAUUAUUUUUUGUUUUGCAACUUUUUAUUUAUUAAGGUAAAUGCACAAAAUAUACAUGUCAGUCAGAAUUUAUAUGUGUGUAUGUGGGGUAGGAAUCUGUGUAUUUUUUUUAAAUACAAAUAAUUUUAUAUAAUUACAUUUAAAAAAAUAAAUAAAAAAAAAAUAAUAAUUUUAGGUAUCACGUAUUCCUAGUUAUGAACAGACCAAGCUGUCUAGUCCGUAACCAUUUCAAUAAUUCAUUUUGAAUUGGAUACUAGGAACCAUAGCUAAUUUGUUUAAAUUGAGUGGUUAGCUCUUUUCAUUUUGUUUUGUUUAUAAGCUGAUCAAUAGGCUUACUUUGCUCUUGUUCACCAAUACAUAUUUUAAGUCUGUUACAUGCUGUUAUGGUCAACACUUUUCAUGUAACAUCCAUACCCUAUUUGGCCAUGCUACCACACAUAUUUGUGUAUAGCGUUAUGUUCUACCCCCUUCCCUUUAUAUUCAUCCUAUUGCAGGGCUGGAUAAAUCCCACGUCGCCAUUGCGACCAGGAAUUUUGCCCUGGCAACUUGGAUUUGUGAGACCUUUCCCCCACCGAGGACGGCUGGCUGCACAUAGUGUAGGCGAGUGAGCUUGUGAUCUUCCUGCUCUGCUCCCUUGUGUGAGGCUGGGGUUUAAAUAUGACGUCACUCCGGCCCCGGCAUCACUAAGCCGUGCGUGAUGGCGCUGAGCAGGAAGAUCACAACUCCCUUUUAGGGAUCGACCGAAGGUCGGUUUUGCCGAUAUUCUGUUUUUUCGGCAAUAUCUGUAUCGGCCAAUAGAGUUACCGAUAUUGCCGAUAAUACAUAACAAGGCCACCGGGCUCAUUACAAGCCUGGCUGUCCUGGGGGGCCCGCCGGAAGCUGUUACUUACCUCCCAAAAGCUCCCCAGUGUAAAUCUCGCGAGUCCCAUGUUUGCAUAUUUUACAUAUCAGGACAUAAACAUUUUGCUAAUGUGAUGGAUAUAGAUUAUGGAAAUGGGCUGCCUAGGGGUACACAAGGGAUGAAGGUAGUGAACCACUGUUGUAAAUUGACUUAUUGUUUUUUUUUUCAAUUGCUUGGAUGAUCUUGUAUGAUUCUACUACGGAUACUGAUUUUAACAUGUUUUAUGUUCACCAGGGGCUGCACCCUUUGAACCCUUAAUGUGCCCAAUUUCAUCUAAACUAGAAAACCUCAGUGUUGUGGGCACUCAAAUCUCCAAUGCUGCUCUAGUGUGGUUCUCAAAAAGUGCCAAUGGACUAAAGUGUUUGAAUUUAAAUUUUUCGUAUGGAUAUGAUGAAGAUGUUGUGAAAAAGUUCCCUUGUUUGUUUCCACAUCUGCAAAAACUCUACCUCAGGUAUGCUUCAUAUCAAUUUAUGUAUAUAAUCUAUACCGUACAAUCAGGCCAUUCAUUUUUCAUAUUGCUGUGUUGUGCUGCAAUUGUUUUAAAUCCUUUUUUUUUUUUUUUCCUACAUCAACACUCAGUACUUCAUGACAGUACAAAAAAUCAUUUCAGAUAUAUUGAACAGUACUGAAAUAUCACAUUAAGACAAAUACAUGCAUCACUAGAAAAUAUAUAAAAUAUAUAAAAUUAUAUAUAGUAGAAUUUUCCUUGCACUCACACUUAAGUAGUCCAAUGUGCCUUAUUAGGCUUGCCGGGUGCCAGUCUUUAGGGUCCUUCAAUGUAGUAUACAAAACAAAGCAGGCUGCACUCACGGAUUUCUAAACUUCAAGUGUGAUUUUAUUUUUGGAUGGAAUAAAAUCACACUUGAAGUUUAGAAGUCCGUGAGUGCAGCCUGCUUUGUUUUGUAUACUAUGUAUAAUAUCUCUCUCUCUCUCUCUCUCUCUCGUUUGUUGGUUUGGUUUGUGCAAGCAAACAAGGAAAAACUAUGAAUUUCAAUCUCUCCUUUACUGCUUGCACCAACUCCUACAUAUUUGAUCCUUUUUGCUUUUGUUUUGAGCAGCUACGUGUUAAUUAACCCUGUGCCUUUGGUACAAUAUACUUUUAUUAUAAUUGGGUGAUUUUACUUUGAUUUUAAGUUUUAUGAAGAAAUAUAGUGUAUAGUACUAUAUGCACUGAGUGAUUACCACACUGCACAUAAGAAUGAUGGCCACCACUGUAAGCUUUAUAGAGCAUAUGUUACACUCCUGAAAACUACAUCACCUUGUUCUAGACUAGAGAAAGGUAAUGGGACACUACCAGAAUGUUAAGGGGGUGUGGUAUGCUCUGUAGUUUAUACACAAAUAAAAACACACAUUUUUACAUUCUCCUCUCUUUCUAAUUUUCUAAUUCCCUUUUUUUCUUUUUUUUUUUUUAAUUAUAAUCUUUUAACCCAUCCCUGCAGUUAGGAGCUAAGUUUCUAAAGGGCUAACAAGGCACUUAAGCUUUAGUAAUACACAUUUUUAUUCCUAAUGCUAUAGUGUUCCUUUUAACCCCUUAAGGACACAUGACGUGUGACAUGUCAUGAUUCCCUUUUACUCCAGAAGUUUGGUCCUUAAGGGGUUAAACCAGUAAGGCUAGAAAUUGGAGAGAUAAGUCUAACAUUAGGUUAGACCCCUCUGAAAUGCGCUUUCUAAGCACCAAAACUAGUACAUAGUUUUGAUUUUUAAAAAUCACCGGAAUUCAUAUUUAGUGUCAUUAGGCUGACACUGAACACCUUUUUAAUGUUUCUCAUGGUGAAGUAUUCUAAUGUAAAAAAGUGGUGUGUGUCUUUUCCAGACUUUCUGGAGCAACAGAUGGAGGAAUCUAUAUUAAAGGACACUAUAGUCACCAGAUCAACUACAGACUUUUGUAGUUGUUCUGGUGAGUAUAGCCUGUCCAUGUUUUUUAUAUAAACUCUACCUCUUCAGAGAAAAGGCAGUGUUUACAUUUACUGCCUUGGGACACCUCCAGUACCCACUCCUCAGACUGCCACUGGAGGUGCUUCCUGGGUCAGUGCCUCACAGUGUGCAGCACUGACGUUAAAAGUCUCCACAAGAAGAUGCUGAUUGAUCAGGGUGGCGUUUAUUAUAUUAUAACAAUACAGUAAGUAUGACAUUUUUUUUUUUUUUUUUUUCUUUCUUCUGACAGCCAAAGCAGUUCCCCUGCAACCAUCUCCGUAGAUGCCUGUUGUGGCCAUGUGAUCGCUCUUUGAGAGCGAUUAAAUAGCCUGCGCGGCAGUCCCCAAGAAGUGGAUCACGGUGGAGGAAAGUCCACCAGAGCUCCAGGCGCUGAAAGCAGUUACAGCGUUCCAUGCUGCCACAGCGGCUUUAAAGCCCAUUAUAAGGCGGUAAUGGCAUUAAGGGGUUAACUUUUGCCAUUUAAAUACCCCCAUCCCUCCAAAAGAAACUUAAUUUGCAAAUCUAAAAGCAUAUUUAGGCAGGCAGUGAAAAUGAAUACCCAUCGUUUGUCAUUCUGACAUUGUGCUGAAUUAAGUAAGUACUCUGUACACUCAAGAUAAAUUGUCUGUUAUGAGUUUUUUUGUUAAAAGCUUUUAGCUAUCUAUACUUUAAUAGUUAUUCUAUUUUAAUAUGAAACUACCUCAACCUGGAGUAUUUUGUUCGUAUCUAUAGAUGUUACUUACAAUUUUUUUUUUUUUUACACUACCAGUAAUACCAGGUUAACUGAAGAAUCCUUGGUUGUGUUGGCCAACCUUUACUCUCUGCAAGUUCUUGACAUCUCAAACAACCUGCAUCUGACACCAGAAGCUAUCCUCGCCUUCAGGAAAAUAACCUCUAACAGAAUUGGCUUAAUUCUGGAGAGACCAAUUGAAAGUGUAAAGUACUGCUGUUGGUGAAAUGGGCGGAGUGGAAUAUGGGAUUUGCUUUAUUUCUUCAUCUAUUCUACUAAACAGCUGACCAAUGCUGCACUGCACUUUCCACUGCUGCCCAUAAGCACAUUAUUAAUAGGGAAAUCUAUUUUAUAGAGUUCAUGUGUUUUUGUUAUUUAUUUUGUAAAAAUGUCAAACAAAUUUUGCUGCUCUUACCCCCUUUCCAACAGGGUUAUUAACAAAUGUGUAAGUUGUGAAUUCCAAAUUGUAGACCAAAGUAGCUGCAUUCAAAUAUGACUGAAUUUUUCCAUUUCCGUUAUUGCGCCUGUUUAAAACUUUAUUUUGAAUUCCUAUUAAUUUACUAUUUAGUGACUGCCUUUGUUUGAAAAUAGGGUUAAAAGUAUAUCUUAUAUAACUUUUCUUCCUCCUCUAUAGAACAUUCAUAACAGUUUCCAUAUAUACCCAGAACCAUAUUAAUGUAUAUGUUUGGGCAGAACUUGAGGGGAACCAAUUAGGUUAAUGCACCUAUAACCAAUGAUUCUUCCUAUCCUUCUCUCUGUUCCCUGGUAGAGGCAUAAAUCAAUCUCAAAUUCCAAAUUGUCCCUUCACAUGAGAGAGACUUCUGUGCCAUUUGCCACAGACUGCAAUAAUAGCUGAAUAAAUGAAUUCACCGGGAUUCUAAUGGCAUUGUAAAUGCAUUUGUUCAGGCACACUGGGUGGAUCUUUAGCAAAGGGCCAGCAUAUACAGCAAAGCACUAAUAUCGUGAAGAGAACCUUGUUUUGUGUCUAGUGUUUCCAUGUGAAAUGCUUUUGACCACAAUUGCUCUACAAUGAAGCAAAUACUUUUUUGCAAUAUGUUCCAACGGUUUGUCAUAUUUGCUGAAGUAUGCUGUAGGAUACAUGGUUUAUCAUCAACUGAGUAAAAUCAAGUUGAACGCUAGUUAACAGACUGAAUUAGCCAUGGACAAAAAGUAGUCCAUCAAAAUACAGUCCUGUUGAAUAUUGUCAAAUGGCACAUGGCCAGCUGGAGUGUGAGAGUGAUCAUUUCCACCUGCUCCUAUAAGCAAUGGUAGACUGAAGGAAGGGGAUAGAGUGGACCCUUCCACUAUUGUUCUGUGGCAUGCAAGUAAAUAACUUGGAGUGCAGCUUUUAGCCUUGUGGUCCGUAAAGGGGUACUAUAGGCAUCAAAACAACUUUAGCAUAUUGAAUCAGUUUUAGGGUAUAGAUCAUGCCUUUGCAGUCUCACUGUUAAAUACUCUGCAAUUUUGGAGUUAAAUCACAUGUUUAUUUAUAUACAGCCUAACCAAACCACCUCUGGUUAUGACUGACACAACCUGCAUGACAAAAAUGGUUUAAUGCUCAAUAAGAUGCUAACUAGCUUUUGAAGUUUGUAUCUCCUGCUCUGUAAAUUAAACUUUAAUUGCACACAGAGGGCUGUGGCUGGGUAUAAAAGACUAUCUAUUAACAGAGCAGGGUAGAUUCAAAAUUUAAACAAUGUGCAAUAAACUAAGUGUAAACAUUAGAUGACUCUUUACAGGAAGUGUUUAGGAAGGCUGUGCAAGUCGCAUGCAGGUAGGUGUGACUAGAGCUGUAUAAACAAAGGGAUUUAACUCUUAAAUGGCAGAUAAUUGAGCAGUGAGACUGCAGUGGAAUGCUCUAUACACCAAAACUGCUUCAUUGAGCUAAAUUUGUUUUGGUGCCUAUAGUGUAACUUAAGUUUCUUUCAUUGCCUAACCCCUUAACCUAUUCUUUAACUGCUCCCUAACUGAAGUGUAGGUAGAAAGUGUGUGCCCAAAACUGUAAGGUAACAUGAAUUCAUUCUGUUUCUUCUAUUGCUUGAUGGAGCAUAACUGAAUAUAAAAACAUUCAACCUAUGCAAGCAAUGGCUGCCUAUCCUGUAGCACAUUCCCAACAGACGAGAUUUUAUAUGUAACCUGUUUCUGUUACACUCUACUCUCUUCUCAAAAUAUUAGUCCAGAGUUUAGGCUGCUUACUGAAAAUGAACUGUUGCUUGUCAAUACAUGUUGCACAAUGAAGUGGUAAACUUUAGAGUAUAGAUCAGUGGGUGUAGGUAUUCAAGUGUGAAUACUCCAGAAUAAAAGAAAAUUACAAGAGCUAAAACGUGAAGUCCACUUUCAGUUCCUGAUAACUCCUGCUUCAGUAUUUAACCCUGUCAAAGUAUGGUUAUCCACCUGGUGUAGACUAGUCUACAUUGCUGGGUUUAAGCUGGAUUUGUGCACAAAUUAGUUUUGGCUGGUUCAUCCAAAACAAAAUGCUUUUAAUUCACACCUGGGCGAAUCAAUUUGUUCAGAUGUUAAUUAAAAAGGUUCCAUUAAGACAAAUCAGUAGAACUUUUUUUUUUUUCUCAUAAAUCUAGUUUAGACUUCUUUUUCACGAGUCUAUCCCUAGCAGGGGUCUUUAGCAUGGGGCCAAACUGCACCUAAAAGAUUUGUUAAUGUUUUGAGUUAAGGAGAAACUACACCUGUUCAUGUUUUGUAAGUGAGUUUUCCAAUAAGAAAUACUGGUGUUUUUGGUACUGGCUAACUUUUUUUAUUUUUUUUAUUUAAAAUAUAUGCAAUUAAUUAAAGUGCCUGACAAUAUUAAGAUAGAAUAUAUAUUUUAUUUUUUCCACAAUAUUGAUUCAUGUUGUAAUGGGGGAAAGGGGCUUUAGAUUAAAGGACAAGAAUACCAGAUAAAAAUGAUAUGCUUUUAUUACUUAAAUCAGUUAGCAAGUUAAUAAAAUACUUUAUUUUUUUUAUAAAGAGCAGUGCAGUUAUUUAAAACACUUCUUCACAGAAACCCACUCCUGUGUGGUGGCGGACAUUCUUGCUGUUGGUAUCAUUACAAAUUUCAUCAGUUUAGAAACUUUUGGGUGAUCUCUGAUAUUCUUUCUCUCAUGAUGGGGGAAGCUUUACCCAGAUUCGGUGAAAAUUUCCUUAAUUAGUUUUGUGGAAAUUGCUAGAUUGCAGGAUUAACCGAAC